CAGAACAUUUUAUUGUAGGCCCACUCAGUGUGCAAAGUCCAAAAACAACUACUUGACUCUGCUACAAAGUUUCCAGAACACUCUAUACCCUCAAGGCUAUUGGAUAAAGCAUGGACGACCUACCAGAGCUUGCAGAUGAUGGACAUAACUGGACAGCUUAUGGCAGCUGGGUCCUAAAUGCCAUUGCAGAUGAAGGCUUGAUGGGGUUCCUACUCGGGUCUGAAACACGACCUAUACAUCCAGCACAGCUGAAAGGUCGAGGUGAGGGCUGGACACCUCAGACCAAUGAGGAACGAGACAAGGUCACAGCAUGGCAAACCUCAGAUGAGUUCUGGCACAAGCAGAGCUCAAAGGUCAAUCUUCUAUUGAUCUUCGGAAUUUCGGACUACAUAUUCUCAUUCAUACUCCAUCUAAAAACACCCCUCGAGAAGUUCACCUACCUCGAGAAGUGCUAUGGCUCAGUUACGAGACCAGAAAGCUGGAAAAUGACUGAGGAGGACGUGCAAAGUGAUGACUUGCAAAAUUGCCACUCACCUGUACUACACGAGGCUGAAGCAACCUCUCAGCAAACCAGUGGCAGCCUUCUCAGCCAGUUGGCUACUCAUGACAACAAAAAGGACAGUGCAGAGCUGUCACUAGAGACUGUAGAAGUCAUGCCUAGUCAGUGCAGACAAGUCAAAGUGUCAAGCAUUGACAUACCUACAGCAGAGGUCGAACAUGCCCUAAAUCAGCACUCGGAGCUGGAGCUGGAGGGAGUGCCAUGCGAAGCAGGCAGCAGCUCAAUGGAUGAACUUGGAGAUGCAAACCCUAAGACAUCAAGUGGCCAUACAGAUGAGACCAGCGCUACAGGCACACACAGUCAACUCGUCGUUGCCAACAUGACAAGGGAUUUACAUCUACUCAAACCUGGCAGCAAGACUUUCGAUCUCACAAUCAAUUCUACUAAUCUCAAGAACACUCAUGCCAUCAAAACUACUUCGCAGACACCUGUCAAUCAUGAUUAG
Pisolithus orientalis is the source of this 1004-nucleotide messenger RNA. RefSeq lists its product as uncharacterized. The coding region runs from base 111 to 1004 and encodes 297 amino acids. NCBI's taxonomy places the organism in Eukaryota, Fungi, Basidiomycota, Agaricomycetes, Boletales, Pisolithaceae. The transcript has a single exon. The record is from RefSeq and is a predicted model, not a curated record.